Drosophila innubila is the source of this 3583-nucleotide messenger RNA. It is a transcript of the gene Psa, whose product is annotated as puromycin-sensitive aminopeptidase. The transcript has 6 exons. Gene Ontology annotation, biological process: peptide catabolic process; proteolysis. Gene Ontology annotation, cellular component: cytoplasm. NCBI's taxonomy places the organism in Eukaryota, Metazoa, Arthropoda, Insecta, Diptera, Drosophilidae. The annotation marks the transcript as partial. The record is from RefSeq and is a predicted model, not a curated record. Gene Ontology annotation, molecular function: zinc ion binding; metalloaminopeptidase activity; peptide binding.
AAAAUUCAUUGUAAUUGCAUUUUAAACGUCAUACUUGCAGAAAUUGGCAAACUCAAUUUGGAUUUAGCUAAAGCAAAUUCCGAUUUUGAGCAGCAUUUGUGUGAAGUUUGUGCUAGCUUCUCUCCACUUUUAGUUUCAGUAACAACAACAACAGUUCAAAGCUGUUCCCGUUCCCCACAACAACAACAACAGUUACUAAACAAACCCAACGCCCGUUGUUACUCGUAUUAUCGUAGCAACCAACAAAAACACCAAUCAUCUCCAGAGUUAAAACUGGCUCUCAAGAGCUUUCAGUAUUGUGCUUGUGCUUUUACUAACGCCCUUCGUCUCCGCCUUGUUGAUAAGCGUUGUCGCUUUACGUAUUAUCUACGUGCAGAGUCGUGCCACCUCAAUACUCUGGUAUCAUCGAAGCAGUUUGUCAAAGUGCAAAAACAGUUUUAUCGCGACUACUCGACCGUCUCGUUGGGCGUUCCAUUGAAAUCGAGCGACGCGCCACUUUUGGGCGAUCUUUGCAGCCGUUAUCGUGCCAUAUUAGAACAUACCUCGGCAGACGUCGGAACAGGAUCGGGAUCUGGAACUGGUUCAAAAUCUAGCAAUUGUAGAUUAAUUCACAACUGUUGUACGCAUCGCCAUCAGGAGGAAAAAGGACGCAAUAUGGAAAAAGCUGAAACCGAAUUUACACGCUUGCCGACCAAUGUGGUUCCAACGCAUUAUGAACUUAUGCUGCAGCCAGAUCUGACCGCUUUCAGUUUUACGGGAAAGACAAUCGUGCAAAUCAAAGUCAAAGAGCCAACGUCUCGGAUCACCCUGAAUGCCCUGGACAUAACCAUUGAUAGUGCAGAGUUGCAAUAUGAAUGUGAGAAGUUGAAGCCGAAUUGCAUCAAUUACUCCAAGGAGAAUGAGACGGCCACACUGCAAUUUACCGAGGAGGUACCAGCUGGCACUUCCGGUGUGCUCUACAUGACCUUUACCGGCGAGCUGAAUGAUAAGAUGAAGGGUUUCUAUCGCAGCAAAUACUUCAGUGCCUCUGGGGAGGAGCGUUAUGCUGGAGUCACCCAAUUUGAGGCUACGGAUGCCCGUCGCUGUUUUCCCUGCUGGGAUGAGCCGGCUAUUAAGGCCACCUUUGACAUCACUUUGGUGGUGCCCAAGGAUCGUGUCGCUCUCUCCAAUAUGCCAGUGAUGAAGGAGGACGAUUUGCCCGGUGAAAUGCGUCGCGUUCGUUUUGAUCGUACGCCCAUCAUGUCCACCUACCUGGUGGCCGUCGUUGUCGGCGAAUACGAUUUUGUGGAGGCCAAGUCGGCGGAUGGCGUCAUUGUGCGCGUCUUUACGCCCGUGGGUAAAAAGGAACAGGGUCAGUUCGCUCUUGAGGUGGCCACCAAGGUGCUGCCCUAUUACAAGAGCUACUUCAACAUUGCUUAUCCACUGCCCAAGAUGGAUCUCAUUGCCAUUUCGGAUUUCUCGGCUGGCGCCAUGGAGAACUGGGGUCUGGUCACCUAUCGCGAGACCUUUGUCCUGGUGGAUCCCAAGAACACGUCACUGAUGCGCAAGCAAUCGAUUGCUCUUACUGUCGGACACGAGAUUGCUCAUCAAUGGUUCGGUAACCUGGUCACCAUGGAGUGGUGGACUCAUCUGUGGCUCAACGAAGGCUACGCUUCCUUUGUGGAAUUCCUUUGCGUGCAUCAUCUGUUCCCGGAGUACGAUAUUUGGACACAGUUCGUCACGGACAUGUAUACGCGUGCUCUGGAAUUGGAUUCGUUGAAGAACUCGCAUCCCAUUGAGGUGCCGGUGGGACAUCCCUCGGAGAUUGACGAGAUCUUCGAUGAGAUCAGCUAUAACAAGGGCGCUUCGGUGAUCCGCAUGCUACACGAUUAUAUUGGCGAGGAUGAUUUCCGCAAGGGAAUGAACCUUUACCUGACACGACAUCAGUACAGCAAUACCUGCACUGAGGAUCUGUGGGAGGCACUGCAAGAGGCGAGCUCAAAGAAUGUGGGCGCUGUCAUGUCCAGCUGGACCAAGUACAAGGGCUUUCCCGUUGUCAGCGUUGAAUCCGAUCAGAAGAACGAUACACAGCGAGUGCUACGUCUAAGACAGAGCAAGUUUACCGCCGAUGGAUCGAAGGCCGAUGAAGAUUGCCUCUGGGUGAUCCCCAUUUCGGUAUCUACGUCGCGCAAUCCCAACCAAAUCGCCAAAACUUUCCUACUGGAUAAGGCCUCCAUGGAAGUGGUGCUGGACGAUGUUAGUGCCGAUGACUGGAUCAAAAUCAAUCCCGGCACUGUCGGUUAUUACCGCACACGCUACUCGCAUGAAAUGUUGCAGCAGUUGCUGCCCGCCGUUGAGAACAUGGCAUUGCCGCCGCUGGAUCGUCUUGGUUUAAUUGAUGACAUGUUUGCCAUGGUGCAGGCUGGCCAGGCUAGCACCGUUGAGGUGCUCCAGCUCGUUGGCUCCUAUCGCAAUGAGACGAACUAUACCGUGUGGACAGCCAUCACCAAUUCACUUGCCAAUCUGCAUGUACUGAUCUCCCACACAGAUCUCAUGAAUGACUUUAAUAAAUUUGGACGCAGUCUUUACGAGCCGGUUGCCUCGCGUCUUGGCUGGGAGCCACGUGAGAACGAGAAUCAUCUGGACACGCUGCUGCGCAGCCUAGUGUUGACACGCCUCGUCUCCUUCCGCAGCCCCGAGGUCACCGAGGAGGCACGCAAACGUUUCCGCAGCCAUGUCAAUGGCACCAAGCCGUUGCCCGCGGAUCUGCGCAGUACCUGCUACAAGGCAGUUCUACAGGACGGCAAUGAAGAGAUAUUCCAGGAGAUGCUCACGCUGUAUCGCUCGACGGAUCUGCACGAGGAACAGGAUCGUAUUUCCCGCGCUCUCGGCAGCAUCGGCGAUGUUAAUCUGCUGCGUCGCGUCAUUGAUUUUGCCAUGUCGGGAGAGGUGCGCGCCCAGGACUCGGUAUUCGUCAUUGUAGCCGUGGCUGUAAAUCCCAAAGGACGCGACAUGUCCUGGGAGUUCUUCAAGGAAAACAACAAGAAGCUGCUGGAGCAAUAUCAGGGUGGUUUUCUGCUGACGCGACUUAUCAAAUACUUGAUUGAGAACUUUGCCUCCGAGGAGAAGGCCCGCGAAGUGGAGGAGUUCUUUAAGACCAACCAGAUACCCGGCUGUGAGCGUACUGUCUCCCAAGCCGUGGAGACAAUUCGCCUUAAUGCCGCCUGGCUGGAGCGCGAUCUGGAGAAGUUGUCCAAGUAUCUCAAGGGCGAAUAGGCGAGUCGGUGACAUGACGCAUACCAAAGCAUUUAGCAACAACAACUAUAACAACAAGAACCCGACCAAAGCUGUCACAACAAACACCUUUUAAGUGAGCCAAAUAGGUUAGCAUUAUUAAGCAGCAACUAAAUACAAACUGACAUCUCUCGGCAUCUCUCACGGCCGGCCCACAUCUAGAGCCCAGCGGCAUUUAUAGCCGAGUUCAAUAAUUCAAGUUGCUCAUUCUAUAUAAAAUGUGCACUUCUAUAUAUUAUACUUCUAUAACAAAUAUAUUAUGUUGAGUUUAUGACGAUAAAUAAAUAAAUGCAAUUAAAUUACCAAUUAA